AUGCAUGACGCACCAAAAAGCGGCAAUUUGAUUGCAAACCUGAUAAGAGGUUUGGAUCACAUUAGGGAUCCACAAUUGAACAAGGGCCUCGCGUUCACCUUACACGAGCGUCAAGCCUUAGGCCUGCAAGGUCUGUUAGCGGCUAAAGUUACUACUUUGGAGCAGCAAGUAUCCAUUAUGACAAUUUCCUUAGACAGAUAUUUGGAUGACUUGAACAAAUAUAUGUUCUUGGUUGAGUUAAGGGAUACCAAUGAGAAGCUAUACUUUAAUCUUUUAGCAAGUGACAUUGAGAAGUAUCUUCCAAUAGUUUACACGCCUACAGUGGGUUUGGCCUGUCAGAAAUUUGGUAUAACGUAUAAAAGACCUCGAGGAUUGUUUAUAACAAUACAUGAUAGGGGACAUGUCUAUAAUAUUAUGAAGAAUUGGCCUGAAAAUGACGUGCGAGCGAUAGUAUUCACGGACGGGGAACGUAUCCUAGGUCUAGGCGAUCUCGGAGCUUAUGGCAUGGGAAUUUCUGUGGGCAAGUUGGCGUUGUACACAGCACUGGCGGGAAUUCCCCCGCAUCAGUGCUUACCUAUCAUGCUUGACGUGGGAACUAAUAAUAAGAGUCUCCUCGAAGACCCACUUUACAUUGGUUUGAGGCAAAACCGAGUUAGAGGUGAAGAAUACGCUGAACUACUUGACGAGUUUAUGAAUGCAUGUGUCAUGAGGUACGGGCGUAACACGCUUUUGCAAUUCGAAGAUUUCGCCCUGGAAAAUGCCGGUCCACUACUUGAAAGGUACAAGAAUAAAUACUGCACUUUCAACGACGAUAUUCAAGGAACAGCCAGCGUAGUGGUGUCGGGUUUGCUGGCAGCACGAAGAAUCACGAAGAAAAAAAUGAGCGAAAACAUCACCAUUUUUCUUGGAGCCGGCUCGGCAGCUACUGGCAUAGCACACUUAAUGGUAGCUGCUAUGGUAGACGAGGGUGUGUCGGAAAAAGAGGCUCAAGGGAAAAUCUUCAUGCAUGAUGUUGAAGGAUUACUUACCUCAAAGCGGCCAGGGGGCGUGCCAGCGCACGCAACCGCUUUCGGUAAAGAUUUGGAGCCCGAAAAGAGUUUUGAAGCAGUGGUGACCAAACUGAAGGCUACAUGUAUUAUUGGAUGCUCGACUGUUGGAGGGUUGUUUACGCCGGCCAUAUUGAAACAAAUGGCGAAAAAUGCUGAAAGACCUAUAGUCUUCGCUCUUUCGAAUCCGACGAGCAAAGCCGAGUGCACAGCACAAGCCGCAUAUGAUAAUACUGAGGGUCGAUGUAUAUUCGCGUCUGGAUCUCCUUUCCCUCCAGUGCAGUAUGGUGGCAAGGAAUACAAGACAGGCCAGGGGAACAACUCCUACAUCUUCCCUGGGGUAGCCCUGGGCGUGAUCGCCUGCUGUUGUCAUACCGUCACCGAUUCUAUGUUUUUGGUUGCUGCCAGGACCCUGGCUGAACUGGUUAAAGAGCAGGACCUGGAGAUCGGUCGUAUUUAUCCGCCUUUGAAGGAAGUCAAAGAUGUGUCGUUGGACAUAGCUGUUGAAGUGGCAGAGCACGCCUUCUCAAAAGUUAAGCGGUGUUUUCUGGUUUUGCUUAUAUUCAAAUUAUUCUCAGAAGAUAGGGUAGCUAGGAAUUUAUUAAGUAAUUUUUCCACCACAGAUCUAGCCACAGUCCAUCCUAAGCCUCCAGAUUUGAAGUCCUUUAUACAGAAACAUAUUUAUUCUUUAAAGUAUGAAAGUAUAUUGCCGAAAUUCUUCGACUAUCCGGAGAUAGAACCGCCGUUGCCCGUAAAGUCUUACGAUGAAAUUGCUAAGGGAUUUGUGGCCAAACCCAAGGCGAAAGUACCAAAAUCGUAG
This is a messenger RNA of Amyelois transitella, 1866 nucleotides long. RefSeq names its product NADP-dependent malic enzyme. The transcript has 12 exons. Gene Ontology annotation, cellular component: mitochondrion. The coding region runs from base 1 to 1866 and encodes 621 amino acids. Gene Ontology annotation, molecular function: malate dehydrogenase (decarboxylating) (NADP+) activity; malate dehydrogenase (decarboxylating) (NAD+) activity; NAD binding. Gene Ontology annotation, biological process: pyruvate metabolic process; malate metabolic process. Lineage: Eukaryota; Metazoa; Arthropoda; Insecta; Lepidoptera; Pyralidae. The record is from RefSeq and is a predicted model, not a curated record.